Messenger RNA from Lipotes vexillifer (Yangtze River dolphin), 1561 nucleotides. RefSeq names its product lysophosphatidylcholine acyltransferase 1 (gene LPCAT1). Gene Ontology annotation, cellular component: endoplasmic reticulum. The transcript has 14 exons. Lineage: Eukaryota; Metazoa; Chordata; Mammalia; Artiodactyla; Lipotidae. The coding region runs from base 62 to 1522 and encodes 486 amino acids. Gene Ontology annotation, molecular function: 1-acylglycerophosphocholine O-acyltransferase activity; calcium ion binding; lysophosphatidic acid acyltransferase activity. The record is from RefSeq and is a predicted model, not a curated record.
GCGGAACCCUUUCGUGCACGAGCUGCGACUCAGCGCCCUGCAGAAGGCCCAGGUGGCCGUCAUGACGCUGACACUCUUCCCCAUCCGGCUGCUGCUCGCCGCCGUCAUGAUGCUGCUUGCCUGGCCCCUGGCGCUUGUGGCCUCGCUGGGAUCCGCUGAGCAGGAACCAGAGCAACCCCUGGCCUUGUGGCGGAGGGUCGUGGACGUCCUGCUCAAGGCCAUCAUGCGCACCAUGUGGUUUGCCGGCGGCUUCCACCGCGUGGCCGUGAAGGGGCGGCAGGCGCUGCCCGCCGAGGCCGCCAUCCUCACCCUGGCACCGCACUCCUCCUACUUCGAUGCCAUCCCCGUCACCAUGACGAUGUCCUCCAUCGUGAUGAAGGCGGAGAGCAGGGACAUCCCGAUAUGGGGAACUCUGAUAAAGUACAUCCGGCCAGUGUUCGUGUCCCGGAUGGACCAGGAUUCUCGCAGGAAGACGGUGGAAGUGAUCAGGAGGCGGGCGCAGUCCAGCGGGAAGUGGCCGCAGAUAAUGAUUUUCCCAGAAGGCACUUGUACCAACAGGACCUGCCUAAUUACCUUCAAGCCUGGUGCGUUUAUCCCAGGAGUUCCCGUCCAGCCGGUGGUUUUGCGGUACCCAAACAAACUGGACACCAUCACCUGGACGUGGCAAGGCCCCGGAGCGUUGAAAAUCCUGUGGCUCACGUUGUGUCAGUUUCACAAUCAAGUGGAAAUUGAGUUCCUUCCCGUGUACACCCCCUCGGAGGACGAGAAGCAGGACCCCACUCUGUACGCCAGCAACGUGCGGCGCGUGAUGGCAGAGGCCCUGGGCGUCUCCGUAACUGACUACACGUUUGAGGACUGCCAGCUGGCCCUGGCGGAAGGCCAGCUUCGUCUCCCCGCGGACACGUGCCUCCUAGAGUUUGCCAGACUGGUGAGGGGCCUGGGGCUAAAACCAGAAAAACUCGAACGCGAUCUGGACAGACAUGCAGAAAGCGCCAGGCUGAAGCAGGGCGGGAGCUUGACUCUGCCCAAGUUCGCGGCGCAGCUGGAGGUCCCCGAGUCCCAGGCGCUGGAGGACCUGUUUGCUCUGUUUGAUGAGAGAGGCGGCGGGGAGAUGGACAUGCGGGAGUAUGUGGUCGCCUUGUCCGUCGUCUGCCGGCCGUCGCAGACCCUGGACACCAUCCAGCUGGCGUUCAAGAUGUACGGGUCGCAGGAGGAUGGCAGCAUAGACGAGCACGCCCUGGCCGGCAUCCUCAAGACCGCGCUGGGAGUGGCUGAACUGGCCGUGACCGACCUCUUCCGGGCGAUCGACCAAGAAGCGAAGGGCAGGAUCACGUUCGCCGACUUCGAGAGGUUUGCCGAAGCGUACCCCGACUUCGCGGAGGAAUACCUAUACCCCGAGCAGACGCACUCCCAGAGCUGCGCACAGACGCCCCCGGCUCCCACCCCCAACGGCUUCUGCGCCGACUUCAGCCCCGAAAACUCGGCCGCUGGGACGGAGCCUUUUCAUAAGAAGCUGGACUAGGACGUAAGGUUCCGGAGAGACGAGGCCUCUCCGCAGCCG